Euleptes europaea (tarantolino) is the source of this 2312-nucleotide messenger RNA. It is a transcript of the gene EXTL1, whose product is annotated as exostosin like glycosyltransferase 1. Gene Ontology annotation, molecular function: glycosyltransferase activity. Gene Ontology annotation, cellular component: membrane. The transcript is spliced from 11 exons. Bases 80 to 2290 code for a protein of 736 amino acids. The record is from RefSeq and is a predicted model, not a curated record. Lineage: Eukaryota; Metazoa; Chordata; Lepidosauria; Squamata; Sphaerodactylidae.
GAACUCUGUUUCUGGAUCUAUGUACUGGACCAUGCUAGCAUCCUUUUUCAGCUAAGGAAGUGGGGUUCUGUAUGACCCUAUGCCGGCCAGGAAAAAAUACAUUUUCAUGACUUUCUUUGCCACGUGGCUUUUGCUUUUUUUCUUUGGAGGAGACCAGCUGAGACGCCUCGCCUUCCUCAAGAAAUCCAGAGCCCCAAGGAGCUGGCCCCGCUGGGCUGAUGGGUUUCUCUUGAAGAGCUUUGCGGAUCCUGAAGAGCUCCAGAGGGACGAUGGAGACCACCAUGACCAAUCCCCCAAAGCUCGGCGCGAGCUGAGGCGGAACGUCUACAAGUACAGCAGGUGCCGCAUGGAGACCUGCUUCGACUUUUCCAAGUGCAGGGAACACGGGUUCAAGGUUUUUGUCUACCCUAUGGAAAGUGGGGACCCCGUGUCGGAAAGUUACCUCAAAAUCAUCACCUCUCUUGAGGAGUCACGGUACUACACAUCCAAUCCCGAAGAAGCCUGCCUCUUCGUCCUGAACACUGACACGCUCGAUCGGGAUCAUCUCUCAAUCCAAUAUGUGCACAACAUCAAUGAAAAAAUCCAAGGCUUCCCUCUAUGGAAUGAUGGCCGAAACCACCUGAUCUUUAACCUUUAUUCUGGCACCUGGCCUAACUAUACCGAAGACCUGGGCUUUGACAUUGGCCAGGCGAUCCUGGCCAAGGCGAGCUUUUAUAUCGAGAACUUCCGCCCAGGUUUUGACAUUUCCAUCCCUUUGUUUUCAAAGGACCAUCCCCAGAAAGGAGGGGAGAGAGGAUGGCUCCAUAAAACCUCCCUCCCGCCCAAGAAAAAAUAUCUUUUGGUUUUCAAAGGGAAAAGGUACCUGACCGGCAUUGGCUCCGACACCAGGAACGCGCUGCACCAUAUCCACAACGGCAAGGACAUCAUUUCGCUAACCACGUGCAAGCAUGGCAAAGACUGGGAGAAGCACAAGGACCAACGGUGCGACAAGGAUAAUACGGACUAUGAGAAAUUUGACUACCAGGAACUCCUGCACAACUCCACCUUCUGCAUCAUUCCCCGAGGGAGACGCUUGGGAUCCUUUCGGUUCCUGGAAGCAUUACAGGCCGCCUGCAUCCCCAUGCUACUCAGCAAUGGCUGGGAGCUGCCAUUCUCGGAGGUGAUUGACUGGAGCAAAUCGGCCAUUGUCGGGGACGAGCGGCUCCUUCUGCAGAUCCCAUCCACCGUCCGAUGCCUCCCCAGCGACAAGAUCUUAGCCUUCCAGCAACAAACCCAGUUCCUGUGGGAGGCAUAUUUCUCAUCUGUGGAGAAGAUUGUGCAAACCACGCUUGAGAUCAUUAAAGAUCGGAUAUUUCAUCAGGCGUCCCGCCCGAGGGUCUUCUGGAACACACUGCCGGGCGGGCUGCUGGCAUUGCCUGAGUACUCCACCCACCUCAGCGAUUUUCCGUUCUACUACCUGCAGCAGGGAUCCAGCCCUUCCAGCAAGUUCACAGCUCUCAUCCGGGCGGUUUCGCCAGUCGUUUCUCUCUCUCAGCCUAUCCUCAAGCUCAUUCAAGCAGUAUCCAGAUCCUCCUACUGUGCCCAGAUUGUAGUUCUGUGGAGCUGUGAGAAACCUCCACCCCUGAACACCAGAUGGCCGCUGACUGCUGUCCCUUUGAGCAUCAUCCAAGCCAGCAGCAAAGUCAGCGAUCGGUUUUUGCCUUACUCAGCUAUCGAGACCGAGGCGGUGCUAAGCCUAGACGAACACACCAGCCUUUCAACAGGCGAGGUUGACUUUGCCUUUAUGGUGUGGAGGAGCUUCCCCGACCGGAUCGUCGGCUUUCCCAUGCGUAGCCACUUUUGGGACAACAGCAGGAACCAGUGGAGUUACACCUCCAAAUGGACAAAUGAGUUCUCCAUGGUCCUCACAGCAGCUGCGUUCUACCACAGGUAUUAUCACAGCCUCUUUACUAACUAUUUGCCGGCUAGAAUAAGGAGCUUCAUUGAUCAGAUCUCCAACUGCGAGGACAUAUUGAUGAACUUCCUGGUCUCGGCUGUCACAAAACUACCUCCCAUCAAAGUGACCCAAAAGAAACAGCACAGAGACGUUCCCUUGCCACAGCUGUUGAAGAGCGCUCCUCCUUCCAACGGGAACCUUCGUUUCUCCCAGCGCCAGGAGUGCGUGAACCAGUUUGCGGCCUGGUUUGGUUACAUGCCCCUGGUGCACUCUCAGUUCCGCCUGGACCCCGUGCUCUUCAAAGACCAGGUGUCUGUGCUGCGCAAAAAAUACCGGCAUUUGGAGAGAGACUAGCCCAGGGGAAGCAGAAGAACCU